AGUAGAGGGAGUGACGCUUAAUAGCAAACACAAAUGCGUCGGCACUGUAUUCCGCCCUCGUACGCAACGCUGGUACGAACGUUUCCAAAGCGUGUAAUUUUAUGGAUUUACUCUCAGUUUGUAGAAAGUGGGCCACCGUUACGAUUGGCACAGUCUUUUUUUUAAAGGACAUAUUUAUGUGUAUUUGUACACUUAUAGUUAGUGAAAUGGGCCAAGGCUGUCUGAGAAUAGUCUUUUUUAGUUUUUUAAUGGUGGAGUAAACAAUACGUUUCGGAUGAGCGCUUUUCUGGUCCUGUCGGCUCUCAUUUUCUUUAAGCUUUGCACCUGGACCCGGGAUUCAAAAUCAAAGAGACGCGUCAGGCAGGCCUGCUUCUUCUGCUGCUUCCGCUGCUGCCAGGACUGCCCCCCCAACAGCGAGAUCUGGAACUCUCUCUUUCUGCUUAGUUGUGUGUGUGCUUACAUGUCUGCUGCAGAAGCAAUGCAGGAUAUCUUUGAACUGAGGAGCUUCUUAAAGGAUCACGAGAAAUACUUUAAGAGAUCUAAUGCAACUUAUUACACUCCUGGUUAUAAAGAAAUCAAUAAACCUUGUUUCAAUGAAACCCUGCUCUGUUACAUUGUGGAAGCGCAGGUUAUUCUGUACGAGACAGAAGGAGAAAGUGAAAGAUCCAGGAUUGUGCUGGAAUUGAUGAAGAACGCCUAUGAAUCACUGAACAGCGUGAACUGCUUGCCUUGUGAAGCUUUUGAGGAAACCAACUCUACAACAUUCCUGCACAAUUUUCAUACAUUUUUGCAGAAAGUAGAAGAUGUAUUGAGCUGAGGAUCCCUGCUUCUGUUGUAUUUCUAUGCAGUGGUGUAAAUAAGCUGUACAUACACUUUUCAGAUGUUAAUAUUUUUACGUACAUUAGCUGUGCAUAGUAUUAUUAGGUUAUUAAAUGAUGCACGCAAUAUGCAGUGGCAGUUAUUUAUCACUGUAAAAGUAAAUGGCCUGUAAUCAGCCCUGUUUAGGGAAGCCUGUUAAUGCCUAUUUAAUAAACUCAUUAAUAAGACAGCACAGGAAUAUACUGCAUUUAGUGUGUUUAACAGCCAUGAUCUUCACGCAUAUGAAGUGCUCAGUUAAAAUUUUAUUUCUAGUCAAUGUUCUGUGGGAAAUGUGAAAUGUUUGAGCUGUAUUUUGAUAUUGUUUUUGUAUAUUUGUAACAGAACGAACACAUGGUUAUUAUUAUUUUUUUUUUUUUUAAAUCCUUUCUUCCACAUUUUCUUCCUAAUUUGGAGUGGUGCUCACGUGGCAGUCAGGGACAGUUUUAACAGGCUCAGAAUCCCAACUGCUCCUUUUCGAAGCACAGCCCUGAUGCCCGAUCCUGCUCCUAGAACAGUUCCUUAACUGGAUAAGCCACACGGCAGCCUCACAAUGGCCUUAUUACUGUGAAAUAUUCAAGGUGGAUUUGAGUGUAAACACAAAAUAAAGUUCUACAGUAUAACGGCAA
Anguilla anguilla (European eel) is the source of this 1484-nucleotide messenger RNA. RefSeq names its product interleukin 15 (gene il15). NCBI's taxonomy places the organism in Eukaryota, Metazoa, Chordata, Actinopteri, Anguilliformes, Anguillidae. The transcript is spliced from 6 exons. Gene Ontology annotation, biological process: immune response; positive regulation of T cell proliferation; neutrophil activation. Gene Ontology annotation, molecular function: cytokine activity; cytokine receptor binding. The record is from RefSeq and is a predicted model, not a curated record. The coding region runs from base 275 to 817 and encodes 180 amino acids. Gene Ontology annotation, cellular component: extracellular region.